Molecule: messenger RNA, 1443 nt
Organism: Rhinocladiella mackenziei CBS 650.93
Lineage: Eukaryota; Fungi; Ascomycota; Eurotiomycetes; Chaetothyriales; Herpotrichiellaceae
Exons: 6
Coding region: 1-1443 (480 amino acids)
Biological process (GO): DNA-templated transcription; positive regulation of transcription by RNA polymerase II
Molecular function (GO): sequence-specific DNA binding; DNA-binding transcription factor activity, RNA polymerase II-specific; zinc ion binding
Source: RefSeq, a predicted model, not a curated record
AUGUAUCCGGCAAUCGACGAGUCCGACCUGUAUUUGGCUUGCGAUCGGGUGCACAAUAAUGCGGAACCUUCGAACUAUGAUAUAUUUUGUGUUCAUAUUACACUGGCUAUUAGUACGAAUACCCUCAUGCAGUAUGACGAGAAGCGGGCGACCUCCGCUACUCGAGGUCUUUGGGCGACGGCCCGUGGUCAUCUCGAUCAGAUUGGGUCCGAAAACCUCCAAGAGCGAUUGCAAGCCUUACAGCUUCUGACUCACUAUGCUUGCUUCAAUCCCCAAGACGCCAAUUGCGUCAAUUGCGGCGCAGCGGCAACCAGGUUAUGCUUGCAACUGGGACUACACCACGAAUUGAGUGAUACGACACGAACAAGGUUAAAGCUGGACUCCACGACAAUAAAUCAUCGCAGGCGAUUGUUCUGGAAUGCAUAUUGCCUCGAGGUUGCAAUUCACACGGUGCUGUGCCGACCUUUCAUAUGGCCCAAAGACGCAUUCACGGCCAAGUUUCCCGACUUUGACACGGAAUCGUGCCCAAUUCCUCAUGUCUGGCGACUGCGGUACAUGGAAGCGGAGAUCUUUUCAGCCAUGUAUCAUCCUCAUUUGGCUCGUAAUGACCAGCUUUGGAAAGAUACCUUCGAUGAGUGGUUUAUCGGCAUACAGAACCGGGUCGACGAGUGGUUGUUGACGACCCGCAAGAGCUGCUUGACCUUGAGACUAAAUCGUCCUUCGCCGCGCUACCCCACUCCUACCAGAAGGAUGCAGAGGAAGACUCUCCAGUCUUCUAUAGCUCUCAUCCGAGAAUUCAACACUAUCGAUCGGAUGGGAAAGCUCUUCAUCAUUUGGCACGCAGCCUUUUUCAUCGUCGAAUCCGGUGUCUGCCUAAUGGCUUCGAUCUUGACCGAACUAGAAUCCGAAUGCACGCACCGGGGCUCUUCGUAUCUCGGGAACCAAGAUGUCGCGAUUCUAAUCUGCUGCAUGAAAACAUUCCCGUCUUUGCUCAGAAAGUUGUCCCGUCGCCGGAAACAAGUCACGCCGCAUGCAUCCGCUUUAGAAGCUGUCUCCUAUCUGGUCUUAGAGAAACUUGAGCAAUGGUCGAGUGGCGACAUAGUCUGGGGCACCGACUUUGAGACAUUACGACGUGAUCGUGACAACGCAGCCCCCUCUGCCCAUGACGCUGGCGCUCGAGUAGCAUUGCUGGAGGCCGCACCCAAAGAAUUGCGAGGAGGCAACAGCAGAUUUGCCUCGGCCUGUUUUCGGGUGGCACGCAAUGGCAUGGGCGACAUAGAGCCGCUGAUCCAUCCGGACAACAAGUAUCUGGUGAAGAGGGCCAGGCUGGCGCCAUUUACCAAAGAACGGUACGCGCAAGAGUUUGCCGAGACGUCAAAGGACCAUUUUGAUGCCGCCGCGAUUGAAGUCAUGUUCGCCCACUCUCUCGACACGGUGCGUUAG